UAAUAAAAGUAAUCACCAGUGUAGUACAUUUCCAAAUGCUGUGUUUCAUCAACCACCUGGCGUAUGCUCAGUAGCUAUUGUUCAUCUGUUUCCAAAUGCUAUUAUUAAUCUAAGUUUCCACUUAAGCUUUCUGUUCUAGCAGUUUUAGAUAUGCAGGGAGACAUAUUUUGGUGCGAAUGUCACACUCACAGAUUUUCAUAAUCAACUAAUCGAGCUCAUAUUAGUAAACCAUAGUUUUUGGGGUAAUCUAAUUACCAACCACAUUGUAGGACCAUCUCAAAAAAUAUUUGUGCUAGCACAACUAGAAGCAAAAAUCAGUAAUUCACUGUGCUGUCUUGUUAGCAAGAGCUCUACCAGUUCCUCACUUUAUGUAAUGGGUCUGGUUCCCUGGAUGAACAAAUUAUAGUCAACCAGUUAGAGUAGAGGGCUAUCUUUUUGGAUCUCUUUCAUCUACAUGCGGACAAAGGUCAGACAACAUAGUCUGUAGCAAUAGUGGAGUGGACCAUGUAUCCACUACUGCAAAUUGGUUCAUCUGUUGUAAUGAAUAGAUAUGCUGAUAAUAGCAUCCACUCAGCAAGCAAAGAAGAAGAAGGAGAUAUAUUCCCAUUUUGAAAGCCAUCACAAAUGUCAUAAGUUGAUGGCAUCAUUAUCCAUCACCAUCAAUCUCACUUAAAACAGGUCUAACUUGUUAUUAUAUGAGAAUUGAUUCCAAAAUUGAUGGAUGGUGCAGAGCGCACAAUAAUUUCUGGGAGCAACAGAUGCCACUGUUAAUAUAGGGUAACACUUUAACAGUUUGUAAAGUCGAAAUAUUUUCAAGCUAAUAUUUGUGUAGGAGUUCUAUUGUGUAAGGGGGUUAAGUGUAUAAUCUUGAAGUACAAGGGAUGUAUUUUGCAUUUGACUCAUAUUGGAAGGGUGUUCAGAAUAAUUUACCAGACUAUAUAUAUAGAAACUCGUUACAUUCCAUGUAUAGAGUCAGCUCUUCUUGAAAGAUGACUAAAAUUCCCUCUUUCCUCCUUAAAUUGCUACUUGUCUUGAUAUUUGCUGGAUGGGUAUCACUUUGGCUUCUCAAGCCCACGCAACUAUGGACUAAAACUUGGAAAAUUGCAGAAGCAAAGGCAUCAACCUCAUUCUUAACCCAAACUGGUCCUACAGGUCUUAAUUUUGCUGUCUACACCUUCCCUGUUAUUGCUAUAGCUAUAGUAGGUUUUAUGUACUUGGAACUGAAACAAAAGGAACCAACCAGCAGGAAAGGAAGAUCUUCACUAUCUGUUCUCUCCAAUCCACUAGUUGUGAAUAGGUAUAUAGGAAUGCUGUCUGGGUUUGAAAUCCUUGCUGUAUCUCUAUUCGUCAUCUUUCUAGCAUGGACAUUCUAUUCGCGUAUCUCCAGUGACUUCAAGAAGAUGAUACCAAUUAAAUCAUUCGCUUUGCACGUAUGGCAAUACAGAAUCUUUAGAGUCGCAACAAGGUGUGGUUUAUUAGCAGAAGCCUGCCUAGCUCUUCUUCUUCUUCCCAUCUUGAGGGGGAUGUCAAUAUUUCGAUUAAUUGGCAUCCAAUUUGAAGCUUCCGUGAGAUACCACAUUUGGCUUGGGACAGCAAUGAUAUUAUUUGCCACUUUACAUGGUGGAGGUACUUUUCUAAUCUGGGGUAUGAAACAUCGCAUUGGAGAUGAGAUGUGGAAAUGGCAAAAGGUAGGGCGUAUUUACCUUGCUGGGGAGAUCAGUCUUGUUACAGGAUUGGUCAUCUGGAUCACGUCACUUCCACAGAUCAGAAGGAAACGAUUCGAGAUCUUCUAUUAUACACAUCAUUUGUACAUAGUGUUCAUACUAUUUUUCCUGCUUCACGCUGGAGAUCGCCACUUUUACAUGGUUUUCCCUGGCAUUUUUUUGUUUUGCCUUGACAAGAUACUCCGAAUAAUUCAAUCGAGGCCAGAAACGUAUAUUCUUUCUGCUCGAAUCUUCCCUUCCAAAGCCAUAGAGUUGACACUGCCAAAAGAUCCAAGGUUGAAGUAUACACCAACAAGCGUGAUUUAUGUCAAGAUCCCGAAUAUUUCAAAUUUUCAAUGGCAUCCCUUUAGCAUAACUUCUAGCUCCAAAGUUGAUAAAGACACUAUCUCUAUUUUGAUCAAAGCUGAGGGACGGUGGACCCGCACUCUCUAUAAUAUGCUACAUUCAAAGACUGACGCAGAAGCUGAUGGAAUGAGAUUUUUUCACGUAGCAACAGAAGGCCCUUAUGGACCUUCAUCAAUGGACUUUCUGAGAUAUGAUAGUCUACUUCUAGUUGCAGGUGGAAUUGGGGUUACACCAUUCUUCAGCAUUCUGCAAGAAAUUGCCUCAGCAAGAAGUAACAAAAAUGUAUUACCUGUAAAAGUACAGCUUGUCUACACCAUAAAAGAUUCCCAAAGCAUCUGCUUGUUAGACCCAGUCCUACCGCAGGUUUUUGAUGAAGAACAAAGUUAUCUACAACUUAAAGUGUUUGUCACGCGGGAACACCAAGCCAACAAAUCCCUACGUGAAGUGCUAGAUGAGGUCUCUAAAAUACAAACCAUUCAUCUCGCCAACAAGCGUUCUGGUUAUGCAGUAUAUGGACUUGAGAACUUGCGAUGGAUGGCCGUCCUCCUUCUGUUGGCGUCUAUCAUUUUUCUAGCAUUCCUUAGCAUCUUCAACCAUAUUAUUAUCAGGCCUAAUAAGAAGUCAUCUGAACAGAAAACUGCCUCCUCAAUAGUGGACGUUCUUCUCAUAUGCUCGUUUGCAUUAGCACUAAUAUCUAGCACCUUAGUGGCUACCUUAUGGAGAUGGAAGAGGCUAAGUGAAGAAAUUCCACCAUUUUCUGAAACAGAAAGAAAACCAAUGAAACCAACAGAAGCAAAUAAAGGUUUUGAUCAACAUGAAAUCCAUUUUGGAGCAAGGCCAAACUUUAAAGACAUAUUUUCCCAGUUUGCUAAUGAAUCCAAGGGAUCCAAUAUCGGUGUCUUCGUUUGUGGGCCUGAGACAAUGAAAGAGUCCGCAGCUACAACUUGCCAUCAAUACUCUCAGACUUUCCAAAGCAGAGGGCAAGAACAAAAGCCAUCUUUCAGCUUUCACCCGUUAAAUUUCACUCUCUAAUAGUCUUUGUGAACAAUGGUCGAACACAUUGUCUACAAAUGAACUAAAUAAAGUCUUUGGCCUUGACAAUCAAGUAUCAACAAAGUAUAGUACAGGUUUCAGUUUCCUAUUA
Messenger RNA from Nicotiana tabacum (common tobacco), 3213 nucleotides. RefSeq names its product ferric reduction oxidase 8, mitochondrial. Gene Ontology annotation, molecular function: ferric-chelate reductase activity. The record is from RefSeq and is a predicted model, not a curated record. NCBI's taxonomy places the organism in Eukaryota, Viridiplantae, Streptophyta, Magnoliopsida, Solanales, Solanaceae. Gene Ontology annotation, cellular component: plasma membrane.